Molecule: messenger RNA, 3732 nt
Organism: Colletes gigas
Lineage: Eukaryota; Metazoa; Arthropoda; Insecta; Hymenoptera; Colletidae
Product: probable ATP-dependent RNA helicase DHX34
Exons: 15
Coding region: 320-3730 (1136 amino acids)
Biological process (GO): nuclear-transcribed mRNA catabolic process, nonsense-mediated decay
Cellular component (GO): intracellular anatomical structure
Molecular function (GO): ATP binding; RNA binding
Source: RefSeq, a predicted model, not a curated record
AGAAAACCAUAUUAAAAUUUAGUAAAUUGAAAUUUAUGUGAACAAUGUUUAUAUGUUUAAACGUUGAAAAACAACCAUAUUAUAUGUUACUAUACAAAUUGAAGGUUACGGUAGAAAAAGCGUCAAGAUAUUUUACAUUGUCUAAAAUAUAAUGCACUUUAAUAUAUCACUUGUGUAAUAAAGACAGCAAUAAAAAUGUAAUACAUAAAAAGUGAUACCAGUAUUCUAAAGUAUAAAAAAACACGUCGUCGACCCAUUAUAAAAACACUUUUAUGGUUAUGUUAUGAACAUAUUUCAAAAUAUUUUUUCGUUUUAAAAUAUGAGUUCACGACACGAAUUUAAUAAUAAAUCUAACUUCGAAUAUCAAUACGAUGAUAAACAAAAGAAAGAGACCUAUAAAAAAUAUGACAGAGAGUGUAAAAACUAUGAUUUCAGCAAAUACAAGCAUGAAUUGAACAAAAUAUUUUCAGGAAAUAUAAAUGUAGUACAAGAUAUUGAUGAUUUUUGGAAAUUCGUCAGUAAAUAUGAGGCUGUACAAAAGAAAUUAAAAACAUCUGAUACUUCACCUGAUUUUUCUUUAAAUACAAUUGGUGUACCAAAAGUAUAUCACAAAUUACACUGCAUAAAUUUUAAACUAAGUUUCAAUUUCAACGAUUUGUUUGCCCGUGUUCCACCUACUGAAGCUUUAACAAAAGAGCAAUUAUUAAAAUUUCAAAACAUAAUUGUUUUGUACUUGGACUUCAAACAGAAAGAAAAAUUUGCAAAAUUAAAAAAGCUUAGGGAAUCCCAAGUGAAUUUGCCAGUUAAUCAGUACAAACAUAAGAUCACCGAAGCAGUAAAAAAAGAACGGGUAGUCAUCAUAGCUGGUGAUACUGGUUGUGGAAAAUCUACUCAAGUGCCUCAAUAUUUAUAUAAAGCAGGCCUUCAAAAGAUUGCAUGUACGCAACCUAGAAGAAUAGCAUGUAUAUCUUUGGCCAAGCGUGUUGCUUUUGAGACACUGACAGAAAAUCAUAGUGAUGUUGGUUAUCAAAUUCGCUUUGAGAAACAAAGAAAUCAAGAAACUAGAAUUACCUUUAUAACGGAAGGUUUACUGUUGAGACAGUUAUCUGGUGAAUCUGAACUAUUGCCUUAUGAUGUGGUUGUUUUGGAUGAGGUACACGAACGUCAUUUACAUGGAGAUUUCCUUCUUGGCAUUAUGAAGUGUGUCAUUAAUCAAAGAAAUGAUUUAAAAUUAGUACUUAUGUCUGCUACUAUUAACAUUGAACUUUUUAGUAAUUACUUUGCAAAAGAAGAUGUUAAAGUAAUACAGGUUCCUGGAAGACUGUAUCCGAUUCAAUUAUUAUAUAGACCAGUUACUAUAGAAGAUAUUCGAUAUAAAAAUGAUAGAUUCAAUCCAAGUCCUUACAUUCAAAUAAUGCAAUUAAUCGAUAAAAAAUAUCCAGUGGAUGAAAAAGGCGAUUUACUAAUAUUUUUAAGUGGUAUGAGCGAAAUUACGGCAGUUGUAGAUGCGGCAAAAGAGUAUAGUCAGAAAAAAAAUAACUGGAUCGUUCUACCACUUCAUAGCACUUUAUCCAUUAGUGAGCAAGAUAAAGUAUUUGAUUAUGCUCCUGAUGGAGUGAGAAAGUGUAUUGUAUCUACUAAUAUUGCCGAAACUUCUAUUACUAUUGAUGGAAUCAGAUUUGUUGCUGAUAGUGGGAAAGUGAAGGAAAUGAGUUAUGAUCCAUCAUGCAAAAUGCAACGACUUAAAGAAUUUUGGAUUAGUAAAGCUAGUGCGGAGCAACGGAAAGGAAGAGCUGGUAGAACUGGACCUGGUGUGUGCUAUAGAUUGUACUCGGAAGAAGAAUACAAGGCUUUAGAAAAGUAUUCAAUGCCAGAAUUACAACGUGUGCCUUUAGAUUCUUUACUAUUACAAAUGAUAGCAAUGGGGUUACCAGAUACACGAAAAUUUCCAUUCAUAGAACCACCACCAGCAGAAAGUAUAGAAAACUCUAUAUUAUCUUUAAAAGAUCAUGGUGCGCUUACAAACAAUGAAAAAAUAACUUGCAUUGGAAAAACACUUGCACGUCUACCCGUCGAUAUAACAAUAGGGAAAAUGUUAAUAAUGGGCUCAAUUUUUCAUCAAGUAGAACCGGUAUUAUCAUUAGCUGCUGCUUUAAGCAUACAAACACCAUUUACAAAUAGAGCAUACAGAGAUUCGGAGUGUGAGACAUCCAGAAAGAAGUUGGAAUCUGACCAUGGUGAUCCAAUAACGUUACUAAACGCAUUUAAAGAAUGGUUAGAAAUAAAACAACAAAGUUCACAAGAAUCUAGAGGUAGCGGAAGUAGUAGUAGAAAAUGGUGCAAAAGAAGAGGUCUAGAAGAACAAAGAUUUUACGAAAUGAUAAAAUUGAGAACUCAAUUUAAGGAUUUACUUCAGGAUUGCAGUUUAUUAAGGUGUUUUCCAGAACCAGAUUCUUCUAUGACUAGUGCAGAACGUGCUAUUAGACAUGGAGAAUUAAAACUCCUAAAAUCUUUAAAAAGAACCUAUAAACAAAGUGGUCCCAGGAAACGAAAACAAUUAAAGCUAGAAUCGUUUGAUAUACAGUUAGAAGAUAACGAUCACGAUGAUGGCGAAAUUGACAUAAAAGAUAUUGAAUUUCGAAUGAGAAAUGAUCCAAAUCAAGUUCAAAGUCUAUUGACAGCAGCCACUGCAUGCAGUUAUAAAGACUUGACAAUGUUAAAAAUAAUAUUAUGCAGCGGUUUAUAUCCGCAAUUUGCGUGUGCUGAUGAAUUUAAUUAUUGUAAGUCGACAAGCGAGCAAUUAUUUCAUACAAAAGCGAAACCAUAUAUUGCUCUACAUCCAACGAGUUUCUUCGGAAAUCAUCCUCAAGUAUUACAACUAGAAGAAGCUGAUAUUGUAUCAAUACCAGGAUUCAAAAGUAAAACUCCCGUUAGUUCGAAACAUACUAUAUUAGCAUAUUUAUCUCUUUUGGAAACAACAAAACCUUAUUUAGUGAAUACGCUUAGAAUGCCUGCUGCGCAAACGUUACUUUUAUUCUCACGUGAAAUUGAUACAAAUAGUACAUUUUUAAUAAUAGUAUGCGAUUCGUGGUUAGCAUUAGAAUUUCCUGUACCCGACAGUGGUCAAACUUUAUUGAUGAAAGCUACCAAAUUACGAAAUAAAUGGGAUUUUUUAUUAAAUCAACAAUUACAAGAGUCCAAUGCCGGUCACGAUGAGAAACAAGAUUUUAAUGAAAUAGAACAAACACUUACUCGGGAUCUAAUUGAAUACAUGCACACCACAAUUCCAUACACAUUAAAACGACUUUUACCUGCUGAUCUUAAAAGCAUGUAUGUGGGAUCUGAAGAAAAUAAUACAUCCAUAAAUCCAAACCCUUUUCAACCUGAUUUUACGGUAACCCCUAAUUCAACUAAAGGAGGGGUUCGUGUAACAAACAUAAUUACAUAUAACUGUUUGAGAGAAACAGAAUGGAGCGAUAAACUUUCUAUAGAAAUGUCGGAAACGGAAUGGAAUUGUCAAAAUUGUAAUACACAAGCAAUUCUUACUAGUAUAGAAAAACUACAGCAUCAGGAAUCUUGUAAGCACCAACAUACAAAGGAAACUGAAAGAGUUCCUGAAAAUAUAAAACGUAAACCUAAUACACAACUAUAUGAAUGUUUUGAUUGUGCACAAACAUUAUACCUGACACCAAUUGAAAUACUUAAGCAUAAAAAAUCACAUGUUAAAUAAUC